Arachis ipaensis is the source of this 648-nucleotide messenger RNA. The record is from RefSeq and is a predicted model, not a curated record. Lineage: Eukaryota; Viridiplantae; Streptophyta; Magnoliopsida; Fabales; Fabaceae.
AUGUCAUUUGGAUUCACAGCAAUUCUAGUCUAUAUGGAUGACUUAGUGUUAGCAGGAGAUGACCUAAGUAAAAUUGAAUCAGUCAAGGGUGUUCUUCAUGACAGAUUUUGGAUCAAAGACAUGGGAGACUUGAAAUACUUUCUUGGUUUAGAAGUGACAAGAUCCAAGACAGGAAUUUCUCUGUAUCGAAGGAAAUAUGUCCUUGAUUUACUUAAAAAAAUAGUAUUUGAAGGUUGCAAACUUGUCACCACUCCCAUGGAUUACGUAGAAAAACUUAGUAAUGGUAUUGGAGAAUUGCUCACUGAUUCUAGUCAGUAUAGAAGGAUUAAAGGCAUGCUCUUAUAUCUAUUAAAUACUAGACCUGAUAUAAGCUAUGCCAUUGAGAAGCUACGCCAGUUUUUAGAUUGUGCUACUAAUGAACAUUUGAAGGCAAUGCAUAGAUUGGUGCGAUAUAUAAAGAGUUCUCGUGCUACAGGUCUAUUCUUCUCUGCAGAUUCUAAUUUACACCUUAUAGGUUUUUCUGAUUCUGAUUGGGUUUGUUGUGUUGACUCUAGAAGAUCAAUCUCUGCAUAUUGCUUUUAUCGAGGACCAUCAUUGGUCACUUGGAAGAGUAAGAAACAAUUAACAGUUGCAGCCUCCUCUUCAUAA